Rubroshorea leprosula is the source of this 1445-nucleotide messenger RNA. The record is from the annotation of a GenBank genome assembly. NCBI's taxonomy places the organism in Eukaryota, Viridiplantae, Streptophyta, Magnoliopsida, Malvales, Dipterocarpaceae.
AAUUCCUCCAAAAAGAAGAAGAAGAAGAAGAAGGAUGGACGGGUCAAAUCAAGAGGAAAGUAUCAACUGCAUCUCACACCACAACCAGUUCCUCUCCACUUCAUCACAUCCAGUUCUUUUUUACUUCCGCUAGAUGGGUUUUUCUCUCUUCUGCUUCUUUCAUCUUCUCUUUUGAUGAAAUUUUUGGUCUAUAUGUUUGCUUUUUUCAUUUUAGCUUCUGGGGAUCUUUCCUUUUCUCAAAUUGGGAUUUAUUUGAAGAACUUCUGCAGUGCUUUGUGAAAACUUUGAUCUUUAUAACAACAGUACUGGUGGUUUGUCUUCUGGUGUAUGCUUAUAGGAGCAUCAUUCCUCCUCCUCCAAAGAUUUGUGGGUCGCCAAAUGGUCCUCCCGUUACAUCGCCCAGAAUUAAGCUGAAGGAUGGAAGGCAUUUAUCCUACAGAGAAAGGGGUGUUGCCAGAGGAAAAGCUAAAUAUAAAGUCAUCCUUGUCCAUGGCUUUGACAGCUCCAAAGAUACACAUUUGCCGCUUUCUCAAGAAGUGAUGGAAGAGAUGGGGGUAUACGUUUUGACAUUUGACAGAGCUGGCUAUGGAGAGAGUGAUCCAAACCCAAAUAAGUCAGUGAAGAGUGAGGCAUUUGAUAUCCAAGAACUAGCUGAUCAGCUCCAAUUAGGACAAAAGUUUUAUGUGAUUGGACUUUCCAUCGGGAAUUACUGCAUUUGGGCAUGCCUCAAAUACAUUCCCCACAGGAUAGCCGGUGCAACUUUGGUAGUCCCUGUAAUCAAUUAUUGGUGGCCUUCUUUUCCUCCCAAGCUGGCAAGCGAGGGCUUCAGGAUGCAGCUCAAAAGAGACCAAGUGAAACUUGGUCUAGCACACCAUGUGCCAGGACUGGUUUACUGGUGGAUGACCCAGAAAUUGUUCCCUUAUUGUGCCAUCUUGCAAAGACACCCAAUACUUUUCAACAAGAGAGAUGUUGCAACGGUAAUGGAAAUGUCAAAAGUAACUAAUCCUGAUGAGCAUAAGAUAAGGCAGCAAGGUGUGCAUGAAUCCCUUCACCGGGACCUGAUGGUGCAUUUUGGGACGUGGGACUUUGAUCCAAUGGAGCUGAAAAAUCCAUUUCCUAACAAUGAGGCCUCUGUUUACUUGUGGGAAGGUCAUGAGGACAAGCUGGUGCCAUUUGAACUGCAGCGCUACGUUGCAAAGAAGCUACCUUGGAUCAAGUACCAUGAAGUCCCAGAUGGUGGCCAUCUGAUGAUUCAUGAAAAAGGUUUAUGUGAGGCCAUCUUCAGGGAACUUGUGCUUCGAGAGGAACCCUCCAUUUGACAAUUAGCCCUCCUCAGACCCUGUUCCCCUACCAAUCUGGUGCAUUUCUUUUUUUUGUUUUUUUUGGUAAUAGUCUGGUGUCGUUCUCUCUCUCCAUUAAUUGAAAAAUAAUGUAUUACUUCACCU